Messenger RNA from Penicillium egyptiacum, 1605 nucleotides. NCBI's taxonomy places the organism in Eukaryota, Fungi, Ascomycota, Eurotiomycetes, Eurotiales, Aspergillaceae. The record is from the annotation of a GenBank genome assembly.
AUGUCUGUUAUAUACAACAGCACCGAGGCUUUUCUCAGCCCCUUACCCAUUGAUCCAGCCUCGCGGUCUGUAGGACUUGGCGCUGUGAUUGAAGCAAGUUCGGCGUUCCUGUGGACACUCACUGCAAUUGUCGGAGCAUCGCUUCUCGCCUGGUUCAGAAAGCCCUGGACUGAUGAGAAUGGUCACAAAAUUCCCAAAGGCCCAAUAGGGCUUCCUAUAUUUGGUUCCUUUUACUCUUUGACUAGGUAUCCUGAGUUGACUCUGGACUACUGGGCGAAGAGGUUCGGAGACCUAUAUUCCAUCUGGCUUGGAAACCAACUGUUCGUCAUUGUCUCAGACCCAAACAUUGCCAAAGACCUCAUGGUCACCAACGGGAACGUGUUUUCCUCCCGCAAAGAAUGUUUAUCAAAAGCCAAACCGUCUUUGCUGGUCGAGCACCGCCGUAUUGCUGCCACAUGGUUGAGCCAGCGUGUCGUGGACUCAUAUUCUCCUGUAUUGGAUCGCGAGUCGCUCUCGUUGGUAAAGGCAUUGCUUAUUGAAAGUAAAGGAGGCUUGGCCCCCGUCGACCCUCAGCCUUAUGCCGGUCGUUGCUCAUUAAACAACAUGACAACUAUCACGUUCGGUUUCCGAGCAGACAGCAUCCACCACCCCCUCGUAGGACGGGCCUUGAAGCCCAGCCGUGAAUUUAUGAAUUGCACUGGCCCUAUGUCCAAUCUUAUUGAUUUUGUUCCCAUUCUGCAGUACCUCCCGACACCAUUGCACAGGCGCGCCAAGAAACUGCACAAGGGCUUGGUCGAAACAUACGGUGGCUUCAUCAAGGAAACUGAGCAGAAGAUGAUGGAAGGCAAGACGGUUCAGGACUGUUUAGCAAAGACGAUGGUCGAAGUCCGCUAUAAAGAGGAGCUAGAUGAUUUGGAUAUGGCGAUCCUUGCAUCAGCCUUCAUGAUCGGCGGUGUUGAGACAACUGCCGCUAUUAUGCAAUGGUUCUCUGCUCUUAUCCCUGCCUAUCCUGAGAUUCAAAAGAAGGCCCAGGAAGAGCUCGAUCGUGUUAUUGGACGUGAUCGUCUCCCUGCCAUUGAAGAUGAAAAGAACCUACCUUAUUGCCACGCUAUCAUAAAGGAAGUGGAGAGAGUUCACAAUCCAUUCUGGUUAGGUACUCCACACGUCGCCAGUGAAGAUUUCGUCUACCAAGGAAAGUUCAUUCCGAAGGAUACUGUGGUCGUUCUCAACACAUGGACUAUGCACUAUGAUCCGGCCCGUCAUUCAUCUCCCAAAAAGUUCGAUUGUCAAUGUUGCCGAUCCGAUGAAGCGAGACCACUGGAUGUUUGGAGCUGGAUAAGCAAUAGUUUGUCUGCAACGAAACAGAAAGCCCGGUUAACAUCUUUUAGUCGUCGCGUUUGCCCGGGAAUGAUUGUGGCUGAGCGUGAAAUUUGGCUGACAAUCUCCCGUAUGCUCUGGGCAUUCGAUAUGUACGAGAUUCCGGGGGAGCCUAUCGAUUUGAAAGAAUAUGAUGGCCUCUCUGGGCGUUCUCCGGUGCCGUUCCGCAUUGGAUUGAAGCCACGGCAUGACAAUGUUGCCAAACUAUUAGAGAAAGUUGAGAUUUAG